Symbiodinium necroappetens is the source of this 390-nucleotide messenger RNA. NCBI's taxonomy places the organism in Eukaryota, Dinophyceae, Suessiales, Symbiodiniaceae. The record is from the annotation of a GenBank genome assembly.
GUGCCGGCGCCCUGCCCGGUGGGGCCCAUGAACCAGGCGAUCAACCCGAAGAUCCUGGACUAUCCGUUCAUGAUCGGAAUUGGUGGUGAAGUCGUCACCACGGCUCCCGCGGUCCUUCUGCCAUUCUUCUUCCGAAACUUCAGAAACGGCGGAGGCGGCGACAAUAUGAUGGUCCUGCAGCUGACUCGUUUCCUUUGGGUCGGCCUGACGGCCUUUGGCGCCUUCUGCGCCUUCAGGAGGUUCGUGAUGAUGCGCCAGCAGCCGGUUGGAGCUGGAGAAGUUAGUCCGAGCACUGUCGCACAAGGAGCCUGGUGGGGCCUGGCGUCUUCGUUUGUCUGUUCGGUUCAGGGUGUUUCAAGGUUUUGGGGUGGUGGUGUUGUGUGUCUAUAG